ACACACGCACUUUUUCGGACGGGCACUUUCUGCGUAAUCAAAGAGACUGAAUCGCCUGCCGGGACUGCGCCGUUCAGCCCGAUUAAUAACACAGCAAACACUUACAAUAAUGCUAACGGAUAUGCGGGCAUUAAUCGGCCCAGAGACAGAUUACACGGGGGACGCUUGAGUGACUGGACGGGAUCAUGUUCCUCAAACUGUAGCAUUAUUAUUAUUAAUAAUAAUAAUAAUAAUAAUAUCUCAGCAGGCAAACCGACGAAUCAUGCGGCAGUGUGAUUGCUCCGGACUGCACUGGGAACGCUGUUUUGACAUUGUGAGGAUAUUCAGUUCGACCCAUUCGCUCUCCGUGCAUCGCGUUAAUUAUCACUAGCACCAUAACCAGAAGAAAGAGCUAUACUACAUAUUUAUAGAUGGUGUUGUUUUUAGCUGCCGCACCUUAAAUCGGUUCGCUAUACUAGCUAUAUUAUUAUUAUUAUUAUUAUUAUUAUUAUUAUUAUUAUUAUUAUUAUUAUUAUUAUUACUAUUAUUAUUAAAGGGUGUAUUCAGAGAAAGACGCGAGACACACAAAGGAAAGAGAAGAGACGGGAUGGGGGUUAUAUAAAAACAUAGCACAGAUAAAUCGAUGUAGAUUCACAUUCCCGUAGCAUUAUAAAUUGUAUUUUUUUUUUUUUUUUUUUUUGGACGGGUCGAUUUCAGUGUGUUUUGUGAUAGUGUGAGCUCGUUAUGGUUAUAUUCGGUGGCUCGUUAUUUUAUUUUAGCCUAUACCGCAGUGCGUCGUUUUGUUUUCGUAAUUAAAACAGCCUUACAAAUUUGGCGUUACGUUUACACGCCGUAUAGCCCAGCUUAAUAUAAUAAGGGCGUGUGUGUGUGUGUGUCUUGUGUGUGUGUCCGUCUGUCUAACAGGGCGCUAUUCAUGUCUGUCUGUCUGCGUGUAGGGGUACUAGGAUCGUUCUGUAUUUAGUGGCCGUUGGUAAUGUAUUGUUACUGAUAUAAGUAUUAUAUAUCUCGAUAUUAUUGGUCACUGAACACCGCCAUCUGUUUAGUGUCGAGAACGAAGUGAGGAGAUUCGCAUCUCAUCGUCCCGUUUGUCUCUCUCUCUCUCUCUCUCUCUCUCUCUCUCUCUCUCUCUCUCUCAUCCUACGUUAAAUCCUUUACAUUUUAAUCUCAUACCAGAUUUAUAGCGAAUCUAGCACAGGGUCAGGCUGUGACGGCUAUUCAAUAGUAUCUAUCUAUAUAUCUAUCUAUCUAUCUAUCUAUCUAUCUAUCUAUCUAUCUAUCUAUCUAUCUAUCUAUCUAUCUAUCUAUCUAUAGCCGCCUGUCUGUUCAUUUGCAACUGGCUUUUAAAUGUAAUCUCUCUCUCUUUCUCGCUCUCAUCUCUACUAAGACAGAGAGAAGAGGAAGGAGAAAAACGAGAUAUAUAUAAAAAAAAACGAGCAGUAUAUUGUAUACGUAUAAUUAUAGAUUUAUUUUAUUUAAAUGCAUGGCUGCAUAUACGUUCAUAUAUAUAGUAUAAGAUAAGAUAGACUUGGUAUUUAGGAAUCUGUAUCAUUCAGUGCAGUGUUUUGGUCUGCAUUAUAAUAAUCCGCACACCCAGUCUCUCUCUCUCCCUCUCUCUCUCUCUCUCUCCCUCGCCCUCUCCCCCUCUCUCUCUCUCUCUCUCUCUCUCUCUCUCCCUCCCUCUCUCUCUCUCUCUCUCGUUUUCGGGGGGUUUGGGAUUCGUAUUCAACACAAUAAAACAUCAAAUCAGUUACAAUGCUGGAGCUAGUAGCAGCUGGCUCGCUGUUCUUCCCCGGACUUUACCUUCUGUCCAAGCGUUGCUUGAAGCAGGUACCAUCCUUACAAUGGGACGAGGGAGAUGCCGUCAUAAUCUCUGCAAGGUUGGUAUCGUCGAUUCAAGCCAUCAUGGCGUCCACUGCUGGUUACAUCAUCGCUACUUCCUGCCAUGACAUCAUCGAGGACCAACACUGGCUCACCAGCUCCUACAUCCUCUUUGCUGUCCCCUACUUCGUCUACGAUAUCUACGCCAUGUUCAUGUGCUACCGGCACAAGCAGCAGGUCAAGGGUCACGAGGGGUCAGGGGUCGGCUCCGCCCUGCUCAACUACCUGCGCAAGGAGUUCAUGAUGGUGCUGCACCACGUCGUCAUGGUGACCGUCUGUUUCCCCGUUUCCGUGUUCUGGCGGCAGGGUAAAGGAGAUUUCUUCCAGGGCUGCAUGUUCCUGGCUGAGCUCAGCACCCCCUCUGUGUGCCUGGGCAAGAUCCUGAUCCAGUAUAAGCAGCAGCACACCCUCCUUCACAAGGUGAACGGGGCCCUGAUGCUGCUCACAUUCUUCGGCUGCCGGAUCCUGCUCUUCCCCUACAUGUACUGGGCGUACGGGCGGCACGUGGGGCUCCCCCUGCACAGCGUUCCUCUAGCCAUCCCGCUGCACUACAACCUGGGGGCCGCCCUGCUCAUGGCCCCCCAGGUCUACUGGUUCUCUCUGAUCUGCAGGGGCGCCUUCCGCCUCUUCAAGAGGGGUGCAGGGGGCACCCCCAAACCCAGGGAGGUGAAAGAGGAGAGGGAGAGGAACGGUCAUGCCUCAGACAAGGGGUACAGUCCUAUAGAGCAGAGGUCGGAGUAGUGCAGCACUAAAUAUAUAUAUAUAUUCAAUGCAUUGAAAAAACUAAUCUAGCAACACACACACACACAUAACACACACACUCACACACACACAGCGCACACAUACACACACACACACACACACACACACAUAUAUAUAUAUGUUAUCAAGACAUUUCAGAGGGUUGGAUCGCAUCAAUAUCAGGGUCUACUGCUAUAUAUUAUAAAGACAUUUCAGGGGGCUGGAUCGCAUCAAUAUCAGGGUCUAGUGCUGUAUAUUAUAAAGACAUUUCAGAGGGCUGGAUCGCAUCAAUAUCAGGGUCUAGUGCUAUAUAUUAUAAAGACAUUUCAGAGGGCUGGAUCGCAUCAAUAUCAGGGUCUAGUGCUGUAUAUUAUAAAGACAUUUCAGAGGGCUGGAUCCCAUCAAUAUCAGGGUCUGCUAUAUGUCUUUAUAAUAUACAGCACUAGACCCUGGUAUUGAUGUGAUCCAGCCCUCUGAAAUAUCUUUAUAAUAUAUAACACUAGACCCUGAUAUUGAUGCGAUCCAGCCCUCUGAAAUGUCUUUAUAAUAUAUAGCACUAGACCCUGAUAUUGAUGCGAUCCAGCCCUCUGAAAUGUCUUUAUAAUAUAUAGCACUAGACCCUGAUAUUGAAGUGAUCCAGCUCUCUGAAAUGUCUUUAUAAUAUACAGCGCUAGACCCUGAUAUUGAUGCGAUCCAGCCCUCUGAAAUGUCUUUAUAAUAUAUAGCACUAGACCCUGAUAUUGAUGCGAUCCAGCCCUCUGAAAUGUCUUUAUAAUAUAUAGCACUAGACCCUGAUAUUGAUGCGAUCCAGCCCUCUGAAAUGUCUUUAUAAUAUAUAACACUAGACCCUGAUAUUGAUGCGAUCCAGCCCUCUGAAAUGUCUUUAUAAUAUACAGCACUAGACCCUGAUAUUGAUGCGAUCUAUCCCUCUGAAAUGUCUUUAUAAUAUACUGCACUAGACCCUGAUAUUGAUGCGAUCCAGCCCUCUGAAAUGUCUUUAUAAUAUAUAGCACUAGACCCUGAUAUUGAUGCGAUCCAGCCCUCUGAAAUGUCUUUAUAAUAUACAGCACUAGACCCUGAUAUUGAUGCAAUCCAGCCCUCUGAAAUGUCUUUGUAUCAGUUUGAAAGAAUAGCUCCACUGUUUUUAUUUAAUUCUUCUUAUUUAACUUUAUAUUAUAAACACAGUCCAAGGUGCUGCGUGAGAUACAAUGCUGUCUGUCUGUCUAUCCAGCCAUCGUUAUUUCUAGAAAGACAGACAGAGAGGGACGGAGUGAGAGAGCAGCACUGAUUUAUAGAGAAACCUACAGAAUCUACCUACAGAAAGUCACGAUUUGUUCAUCUUUUUUAUUUAUUUAUUGAUCUGUUUGUUUGUGUUUAUUUAUUUAUUUAUUUAUGUAUUGAUUUAUUUAUUUAAAUUAUUUUAAAUUUGUCAGCUGCAAAAAUUCAGCUUGUGAUGUUCAGAAAAAAAAAAAGUAGAUUCUAGAUGGAAAAACACUUUUUAUUUAGCAUGUGUAGCAGUAGUAAUAAUAAUAAUAAUAAUAAUAAUAAUAAUAAUAAUAAUAAUAAUAAUAAUAAUAAUAAUAAUAAUAGUCUUCUGUUACAGCAGCUACACUUAAAAUGUCUUGGAGAGUAUAGAUCUCUCACUCACAAUGUCAACAACAAAGCAUUUAAACCGUUUAUUACAGGCAUGGGAAUCAGACUCCCGUUGCACUGCAGUGUGAUCCGUUCCUGGUUUCACUAGGAGUUUAAUAAUCAGACACACCUGAGCUUGUUACCUAGACACACUGGGGGCUGAUCAAGCUGGUAGUAAAACCUGGAAUGGAUCACACUGCUAUGCAAUAGGAGUCUGAUUCCCAUCCCUGUAAUAAUAAUGCUGGUUAUCACAGGGAUGGAAAUAAGACUCCUGUGGCAUAGCAGUUGGAUCCAUUCCAGGUUUUACUACCAGCUUGAUCAGCCCCCAGUGUGUCUAGGUAACAAGCUCAGGUGUGUCUUAUUAUUAAACUCCUAGUGAAACCAGGAAUGGAUCACACUGCGAUACAUGAUUAGAGGGAGACACACAGCACUUAGAAACAUCCUAACUUUCAGUGAGUCUUUUAGGGUGAAAUUUCUUGUAAAUAUAAAUUGAAAUCUUACCACAGGCCAAUCCCAUAGAUCCUACAUGAACCGGGUUAAAAAAAGAAAAUCCAGGAAUGGUUUGAAUGACUUGUUUUUUUUCCAUGGAAAAGAACGGAACUUUGGAUCUCGGAUUCCGGAAUGCGUUUGACUUUUUGGGAUAUCGUGGAAUAUUUCCUGUAAAUAAUAAUAAUAGAUAUUGACAGCUGACUCCGUCCAUGCUCUUGAAUUGGAUACUUUAGCAGCAAAAGGAAGACUAGGAACUGGGAAUAUUUGGGAUUUCAGUCAGUGGAUUUUUCCUACUUGGAAUAAUUUGGAAUAAAAAACAAUUCCACGUUGGAUUUUUUUUCAAACUGUUCCAACAAAAUAAAUGAACUACAAAAAAGACUUACAAGGAAACUGCUGUGGACUACAUUUCCCAGGAUGCACCAGGUCAUCUGAGCCAGACACUGGAGGGUGGAAGAGGGCGGGGUUUAAGAGCUAAGGGAGCGUCUUUCACUGUCUUGUAGCGCUUUAGGGACCGUGUGUAAACUCAAAUGUUUUUUUUUUUGUUUGUUUUUUUCUGUUUGCUUGACUUUUAAAUUAAAAACAUACUCACCAAAUUUUUUGUUUUAUUAAAAAACGUUUUCUUUAUUUAUUUUUAUUUUUUUUACUCUUAAGGAUUGAAAAAAAAAAAAAAUUUUCUUCAUUUUAACUUUUUUGACCGACUGUCGAUUUAAGACAGAUUAUUCUGCAGCCACUACAAAACUGUAAAUUAUCUUCCUCCUAACUUACUUCCUGGGUCGCAGGUAAUAGAGUCCCCCCAUAAUCCCCAAAUGGUGUUGUAUAGACUGCUGCCAGAGGGAACUGUGUAUGUGGAGUCCAUGGGACAUGGGGACCUAUUGCCUGGGACACAGGGAGGAAGUGUAUUUAUAGUGUGGCUGGUACAUGUAGAGAGCUAACCUUAAAUCACUGACCCUCCCGUUAAAGGAGCGCUGACCAUCUUUAAAAUCCAUUCUCUCACCUCUUAUUAGCUUUAUUAACAUGAUCACUGGCCCCUCCCUUUAAAGGAGCGCUGACCAUCUUUAAAAUCCAUUCUCUCACCUCUUAUUAGCUUUAUUACCAUGAUCACUGGCCCCUCCCUUUAAAGGAGCGCUGACCAUCUUUAAAAUCCAUUCUCUCACCUCCUAUUAGCUUUAUUAACUGGAUCACUGGCCCCUCCCUUUAAAGGAGCGCUGACCAUCUUUAAAAUCCAUUCUCUCACCUCUUAUUAGCUUUAUUAACAUGAUCACAAAUUUUUUUUUUUGAAGGAGUAAGAAAUUAGUUUAAAAGCUGCUGAAAUGUAACCUUCUUUUGGGGAAUAUAAACCAACCUGUCAAUAGCAGUCUAUCUGUCUGUCUGUCUCUUUAAUGAAACUAAACUCUUUUCAGAAUGUAGUAAACUAACACAGACACCAAGAAGAAGGGAUUAUAUUGUAGCGUCAAACUGAACAGGAUUGUGGGGCUCUGUCUGUCUGUCUGUCUGCAGCUUUAAUGAAACUAAACCCUUUUCAGAAUGUAGUAAACUAACACAGACACCGAGAAGAAGGGAUUAUAUUGUGGCGUCAAACUGAACAGGAUUGUGGUGCUCUGUCUGUCUGUCUGUCUGUCUGGGGUUGAGGGGUUGAGCCCUAUACAUGACUGGAUGAAGCAGCUUGUAAUCUUUGAA
This is a messenger RNA of Acipenser ruthenus (sterlet), 6417 nucleotides long. It is a transcript of the gene tlcd3bb, whose product is annotated as TLC domain containing 3Bb. The record is from RefSeq and is a predicted model, not a curated record. The transcript is spliced from 5 exons. NCBI's taxonomy places the organism in Eukaryota, Metazoa, Chordata, Actinopteri, Acipenseriformes, Acipenseridae. Gene Ontology annotation, cellular component: membrane; endoplasmic reticulum. Gene Ontology annotation, molecular function: sphingosine N-acyltransferase activity. Gene Ontology annotation, biological process: ceramide biosynthetic process; lipid homeostasis. Bases 1753 to 2619 code for a protein of 288 amino acids.